AUGGAAUUUGCUAAGCCUUUGCUAAGCCGGUCUCUCUAUGUGGCUCUGCCCCCGUUGUUGGAGUGCAACCCCUUCCAAAGUGAAGGCCGCGACGGUUGGCUCUCUUCGCCCCCGUUGCCCGAGGAAAUCCACAAAGUGGUGUCGAUUUACCAAGCCGCCCUAGAUCUUCUCCAUCAGUAUGACGUCCACCCUGAAGUCACCUCCCAGAUGUUCGCCUACCUCUUCUUCUUCUCCAACACCCUCCUCUUCAACCAGCUCAUGGAAAAAGGUUCCUCUCUGGGCUGUUUCCACUGGUCAAAAGGGGUCAGGAUAAGGGCCGCCGUGCGUCUCCUUCUGGAGUGGGCCCAGAGCGUGGGCCUGGGGCCUCUAGCAGACCAGUUCUUCGCCAAGCUCUGCAGCGUGGCCAGCCUGUUAGCCAUGCCCAAUUCUCAGCUGCUGCAGGUGAGUCUACAAGAGGCACCGGGGUGAGU
This is a messenger RNA of Thamnophis sirtalis, 470 nucleotides long. Lineage: Eukaryota; Metazoa; Chordata; Lepidosauria; Squamata; Natricidae. The record is from RefSeq and is a predicted model, not a curated record.